AUGAAGAUCUCUGCUGCUAUUUCUACUGCCCUCCUGGCCGUUAGUGCCGCUGCGUUCGACAAGAACCAACCCUGGGGCAAGCGCGACUACAACUGUGUCAACGUCUUCCAAGGCAUCCCCGACAACUCGACCGUCGCUCCCGGCGCUGAGAUCAACAUCAAGUUCAACCGCAACUCCAAGAACUGCGAGUCUCUGACCCAGUAUAAGGGAGCGGGUUAUUCUAUCUAUCUCUACAACAACCCUGUUAGAAACCUUGACACUAUCCAUUUCGACAAAGAACUUUUCAUCAAGAAGGAUAUCCCUGAGCAGGACGGUGCUGUCACGAUCACCAUCCCGUCUCAGGAGCAGCUCGGCACCGUUGCGGACGACAGCGUUUGGUAUCUCCGUCUCUCUACUAGCUUGAACGAUGCUCCCCAGAUGCCUACUCUUUUCAAUGCUGCUGGACCCUUCGCUAUUCGUGCUUAA
Molecule: messenger RNA, 465 nt
Organism: Aspergillus oryzae RIB40
Lineage: Eukaryota; Fungi; Ascomycota; Eurotiomycetes; Eurotiales; Aspergillaceae
Exons: 2
Coding region: 1-465 (154 amino acids)
Source: RefSeq, a predicted model, not a curated record